AGACCCGAACGAGGUUCCCAGUUCCCUUUACCACAGAGAGCGAGACAGAAAGAAAUUGAAGCGAGAGUUGUUAUUGUAUUGUAUUCGACCGAGUGAGGUAGGAGAGGAAGAGAUCGGAAAGAUGACGGAGGCUACGAUUAGGAAGAAGCCGGGAAUGGCGAGCGUGAAGGACAUGCCGGUUCUCCAGGACGGUCCGCCGCCGGGCGGGUUCGCUCCGAUCCGGUUCGCCCGCCGCAUCCCCAACAAGGGCCCCAGCGCCGUCGCUAUUUUCCUCACUGCCUUCGGCGUUUUCUCUUGGGGCAUGUACCAGGUCGGCCAGGGCAACAAGAUCCGAAGGGCCCUGAAGGAAGAAAAAUAUUCUGCCCGCCGGGCCAUACUACCUUUGCUACAGGCUGAAGAGGAUGAGAGAUUUGUUAAGGAGUGGCAUAAAUAUCUUGAAUAUGAGGCGGAGGUGAUGAAGGAUGUGCCUGGUUGGAAAGUUGGUGAAAGUGUCUAUCACUCUGGGAGAUGGGUGCCCCCAUCAAGUGGUGAGUUGCGUCCUGAUGUCUGGUGAUGCUAUUUCAACCAUCAGUAUCAGGAAUUGGUCUGCUUCUUGCAUGUUCUUUACAUUGUGGUACUUUUGUCCAGUAUCCUCUAAAAUAAAGUUGUAUCUGGAACAUUUGUAAUUGCUUUGCGAAAUUUUAAAACUAGAAUGCCUUUUGAAUUUGUACUUCAUGUUUGCAAUCCCACCAUUCUCUGAUGUAUAUCAGUAUGAAUGCACAUUCUUGGCAUAGGAAAUUGUAUGCUAUGCAGUAUGCUGUAUGCACUUCACUACUUCAGUAGUAAGCUGAGGAAAAAACAAGCCCCAAACUAAAAACUCUAAUGAGGGAAGAGGCGGUGAAAUGUGCAACAGUUUGUAACACCAGCAUUGGUUGCUGGUGUCAUAGGGAGUACUAGAUCUUAUAGCUUAUUUCUAGAAGAAUAAGGCUGAAACUUUAUUGGGGUAAAGAAGGGUCAAUUCCAACAUUUCUCACUCCUUAUUGGCCAUUAAACGUUUUGGAAAUUCGUUUUUGUUUCUUGCUUUUUUCCUAAGUCACUGAUAUGAAGUGAACAUGAAAUGACAGAAGAUCAUUUCUUAACUUGCA
This is a messenger RNA of Cajanus cajan (pigeon pea), 1124 nucleotides long. Its product is annotated as GRIM-19 protein. The record is from RefSeq and is a predicted model, not a curated record. NCBI's taxonomy places the organism in Eukaryota, Viridiplantae, Streptophyta, Magnoliopsida, Fabales, Fabaceae. Gene Ontology annotation, cellular component: respiratory chain complex I.